GGUCGGGGUCGGGUCACACGUCAGCACUCAUGAGUGGGCUGCAGGGAGAUGCCGGCCCAGCCACUCACUCCUCACUCUGCUUCGACAUGGACAACACGUUCCCGGUGCUGCACGGCGUAAAGGACCUGCGUCUGGAGACGCACCCCAUCCCGGAACUUCGUGAUGAUCAGGUCCUGAUUCGCAUGAGCAAGGUGGGUCUCUGCGGGACGGAUAUAUCCAUGGUCUAUAAGGGCCGGACAGCUGACCUUGAUGUGACCUUUCCUACCGGCGUGGGUCACGAGGCUUCGGGGGUGGUCAGCAAGUGCGGCAAGGACGUCACGCAUGUCAAGCCUGGUGACCGCGUGACCAUCGAGCCCGGGAGCUUCUGCCGCACGUGUGACCACUGUCUCAGCGGGAGGUACAACGUGUGCGACAAGUCUAGCUUCCACGCGUCCGUCGCCAUGUACCCCGGCUGCCUGGCCCGCUAUUUCGUCUACCAGGGCCACCUCACGUACAAGCUGCCGGACUCCAUCAGUGAUGAGGAGGGUGCCAUCGUGGAGCCGCUGGCCGUGGCCGUGCACGCCUGCCGCCGCGCCGGGGUGUGGGCAGGGCAAAGCAUGCUGGUGACGGGCGCGGGUCCAAUUGGCCUACUCUGCCUCGUUGUUGCCAAGGCUCUGGGCGCCACGAACACCCUGGUCACAGACAUCAAGGAGAGCCGUCUGGAACUAGCCAAGAAGAUGGGCGCCGACCACACGCUGCUUGUGGGCUCCGGAACCUCGCAGAGCCAGGCCAAGCAGGUGCACCAGAUGAUGGGCUGCGAGCCAGACGUCACCAUGGAGUGCAGCGGCUCCCAGGCGGGAAUCUCCCUCGCAAUAUAUGCAACCAAGUCUCGAGGGAAGGUGAUGCAGGUGGGCCUAAGCGGUCCUGAGGUCACCGUGCCCUUGGUGCACGCCGGCGUGCGGGAGGUGGACAUCAUGGGCGUCUUCCGCUACCUUAACACCUACCCCAUCGCCAUAGACCUGUUGGCCAAGAAGCUGGUAGACGUGAACCCUCUCAUCACGCACCGCUUCAAGUUUGAGGAGUUCCAGAAGGCCUUUGACAUGUUCUACAAAGGGGAGGACGGGGCAGUCAAGUGUAUGAUUUCCUGUUAGUUGCCAAGGCGGCAUCCAACCAGGACGGAGACCAGGAGUGAGCACCAAGGCCCUUUCCACAAACUUUGCUCGAGCAACUUUUGAAGCCUUAGAUCAUCAAGGCUGAUGCACACACACAGCAGUUGCUCCAUUGUUCUUGGCCACCACCAAGGAAGACUGACAUACAAAUGACCUAAUAUGGGUGAGAAAGACGCUGAGUCUGUUGAUAAAGGGACCUUAAUGCUCUCCAUGUUUGUUUCUUGAGCAGUUUCUUUUAUUUGGUGACUGUCUCUGUCUGCCGUAUCUGGACGCACUUGUCAUCGGGUGUGGCUGACUUCGGACGGUUGUAACGCUAUUAAAGAAAACAUAAUAAACAUACCAACACA
This is a messenger RNA of Eriocheir sinensis (Chinese mitten crab), 1495 nucleotides long. Its product is annotated as sorbitol dehydrogenase-like. The record is from RefSeq and is a predicted model, not a curated record. Gene Ontology annotation, molecular function: L-iditol 2-dehydrogenase (NAD+) activity; zinc ion binding. Gene Ontology annotation, biological process: D-sorbitol catabolic process. The transcript has 8 exons. The coding region runs from base 30 to 1130 and encodes 366 amino acids. Lineage: Eukaryota; Metazoa; Arthropoda; Malacostraca; Decapoda; Varunidae.